AUGUCGUGGGUUCCGACCCUGGUACCUGCCACUACCUUUUAUCACCCUUGUGCUGUUCUGGGUCAACCCUUUCCCAUACAAAGGCCUGUGGCCUAUACUAAAGGCAAGGAUUCUUGUUCAAGAGAAUCGAAAAAGAAGGAAGCUACUAUUCAUCUUCAACCAGACAUAUUAAACGACUUAAACCUAGAAAACACCAAACAAGAGGUAAAAUUAGAAAACAAUAACUUAAACCCUAAUGCUUCAAGGGGAGGUCGUGGGGGUGGGUCCAAAGGCCCACGACGAACGGGGCGUCAAGGAGGGAGUGGGGGUAAUAGGGGAGGAAGAGAGGGUAUGAGAAAGAGACAUCCCAAUUUUGCAGCUCGAAACAGGAAAAUUGGGAAGGGAGGACCAACUGGAAAAGGAGGACUAAGUGGAACACGGAAAAGAAUGCCUACAGUUCCCCGUCGUCCAAGAGACGGUGGAGAUGAACCGGAAGAUUACUAUCAAGAAGUAGACCCAAUGACUGGUCGUACUAAGAGAAAACAGAGACCUAAAUCUGACGAGGCAAAAGAGAAAGCUCGUAAGCGAAAGGAAGAGGAUACAUUUAGAAAGUCAUUCAAGAAAAAGCGACCUGGACCUAAGGCAAAAGAUAAGAAAGAUAUGAAGGAAAAGAUCAAACGAUUUUGGAGGGAAACGCCUAAGCCGAAGGGUAAGAAAGUGCCAAAAUUUAUCGGAGAUGGGCUUGAGUCCGAAAAGGAGCAAAGUAUAUCAGAACCCGAAGACUUUGACGAUCUACGAAUGCCAUCAAAAGAACAAAUAAGGAAACUAGAGAAGGCUAAAAGAAAGGAGAUUCAACGAAAGCAAAAGAAACAUGAACGAAAACAAGCUUCCAAGGAGUUUGACGAGUUUACUUCAAACAAUCUUCUACAGGGGAGAGAAGGAAAAGAGGUUGACGAAUACGUACCAACUCUUUCGGAGCUGGAAGAAAUGGAUGGUGAGGUAAAAUCAAUCAUAAAUAAAGCAGAAGCUGACAGCAAUAAUGAACUCAUUUAUGAUACAUCACCACAGUUGAAAUCAGAAAUAAAACCAAAGAAGGGUCAAAAACUUAUUAAGGAUGAAGAGGAUUUAGAUUUGGAAUCAGAGCAGAACGAGGAAUAUGAUUACGCAGCAUUUUUGGAGCAGAAAGAGCAAUUCGAAAAGUUCAGUGGUGUUAUGGAAACCUCCCAAAACAAUUAUCAUAUAGAUGAUACGGAGGUAGAAGAAGAUAAUAAAAUAAUUAGCCGGGAGGAAGAUAAAGCAAAGACAUACCUUUCUUCAAAAUGGAAUGAGGAAGACAGUUACAACAGCGACUUUAAAAAAGAGACAGAUUCAGUAGCAAAUGAAAUUGCUCAGGAUGAAAAAUGGUCAAAAUACCGCAAAGAUGUAGCCUUGAAAGCUUCUAAAAGAUCUUUGUUGGUGCCUGGAAUAAAGAUACCACGGAAUAAAUUGCAUGAGAUGAAAGAUGUAGCUGAGGAUACUCGUCUAGCUGAUGAUAUCAGUACUGGAACUCUUAACGAAAAGGAUGCUUCCAACUAUUUGGAUGGUGAUUCAUUAAAUGAACUUGAUCAAGAGAUUGACGAUCCAAAGAUAAUGCAAGAGUUCGAGAAAGAUUACGAGGAUAUCAAGGAAUACCUAAUGAAAAAAUCUGCAUCUAAUGAUGAAAGUGAGAGAGAAUCUAAGGAUGGGAAGAAUGAUGAUUCAGGUAGUGAACUGGAAUCUGCGUCAGAUGAAGACGAAGUAUGGGAUAGAAACCAGAAAAGGUUUCGAAAACAAUUGAGGAAAAAAAGGAAAAAGACUUCCGUUUCUACCCUUUACAUUGAUAGCGAAGACCACAAUAUAAAUACAGACAGCCAAUUGACUGAGUGCGGUGAAAAUGCAUUGGAAAAUAUGUUAGAGAAUCAAUAUUCACAGAAUGGCGUAGUAAAUAGAAACAAAUUAGGUAAGAAAGAUAGGACUGUGAGAGAUACACCUGUAUCACCGCUAAAACCAACGGGAUCAAUUGUUGACGAGAAAUUAGACUUACUACGUAGUAGAAUCAAAAAGUUCCCGGGUAAAAAUAAUGAAGAGGUUCCUCUAGAUGAUGUUUUGCAGCAUUUUUAUAAUGAUGAUGAUCCAAUGGUUAAAUUUCAAGAGGAUAUUUCGGAGGAAGAAUGGCAGGAUAAAAGUGUCGCAAAAAAAAUAAAUAUCAAUGAUUAUGAUAACUACGAUGUUCCGUUAUCCGGAAAUAAAGUUUCCACGGAUUUUGGAAAUGCUUCUCAGAGUAAGGAAAAUAAAGAUGUUCACAAGAGAACUAACGACGAUGAGUCUGAAAGCACGGACCUAUCCGAGGACGCAAGUAGUUCGGACAGCUAUCGCGAAGAAUACGACAUAGCUUUGAUGGCUGGCCUUCGAUCUGACAGAAUCCGGGUAUUUGACAGAAACGUGGAAAUGUACGCUGAUCAAGACCAUCAAGCUAAAAGAUUUCAUGCGAAUGAAUAUCAAGGAGAAAAAACUCUUACUGAUAUAGAGUAUGAAAGAUCGAAAACCAAACAUUUGGACGGUAAAAAACUAUGUGAUGACGAUAUAUUAAUGUUGACUGAAAAUGAAGAGCCUAAACAAAGAAUAAAGAAAAGUGAAAAGAAACGUUCAGAAGUCAACACAACCAUUGUAGAUGAAUUUGAUACUAUUAACGUUGAUGAAAAUUCAACAAUUAAUCAAACAAAUGUUUUGGAGCCAGAAUUAUCGAAUGGUAAUGAAAUAGGAAAUCCUGAACCAAAUGUAUCUAAGGAAGAAGAUAGUUUAAAUCUUGAAGUAUUACACCCCUUUGAGAUUGAGAAUCGAUCCCAAAUAAAAUCAGAAAUUAAUAUUACAGACCCGUUAACAAUGUCUGACGAUAGAGUCGAGAAUACUUCGCUUGAAGCGGAAGAAUCUAAGAUACAAGACAAAACCAACGGUUUGGGAAGCAGUGGUGAAAAAGAGGAAGCAGAACCAGCAAAUGAAGAGGAAGAAAGGACCAUGGAAACUUUUCAGAAAGAAUGGGAUAGUUAUGUAACGGCAAUGAGGGAUUGUGUUCCGAACGUUGACAUUGAAAGUGAGCUGCCUACUGCAGGUUCCUCUGCAGAAGAAGAAGAAGAAGAAGAAGAAGAAGAAGAGGGAGAAGAUAACCGAUACAACCCUAACAUAAAAUCAUUCGAAACUGAAAACAGAGAGGAAGAAAAACUUACACAAGACAGUAAACCCGUUUCAACUGGAGAACCUGUAAUGGAAGAGUUGCCAGACAAUAAAGGACAAACUGGCGUAGUACAAGGUAGAGACGCAGUUAGUUCAAAUGGGUUAGUAGAAACUACUGUCAAGCUAAAGAAAGGUAUAAACGAAUAUCUGGAAGAGGACAGAUGGGAUUUAUGGUAUAGGUUCGUUGCCUUGAUGAACAACAAUAACACGAGAUCAUAUGAUAACUGUGUUGCUCUUUUUAAGGCCAAGAAACAAGAAAUAUUAACGCGGAAAAAAGCCCCUUCACCUCCUUGGGAAGAACCAGGCUUAGACGAUUAUGAAAGAAAACGCAGGAAGGUACAGCGAGAAUGGGAGAAAACAGAACGCGACAAUGCCCUCAGAAAUCAAAAAGGAUUCAGUGAAUUUCUAUACGAGACUGAGGGGAUUCCACAGUACGAAUAUGGUCCGGAUCUUGAAGAUACUUACAGGUUUCUCUUCGAUAUGAUGAAUACAAAAGAGUACGAUCAUCAAGCCUAUAAAGAUUCAUUAAGUAAAGAAGAACUUGCUGAGAUUUACUCAGAGGGUGAAGUAGAGGAGGAGCUUCGAGAAAGAGAGUUACGAAAACAAGGAAAAGAUUUAGUGAGCACACUAAAAAGAGCUGAAGAGUCUGGUGAUCCCACCUUUAAUCAGGUGCCUCCUAUAGACCACAUGCAAAACACUUUUGAUGAGCUCAUAAACUUGCCAAAUAAAGAAUUUUCCCACUACGAUACCGUGCCAGACUGGAUAAAAAACGACCCGACAAACCCAAUUAACUAUAAAACCUACUCCAAAAAAAUGGGAACCGACCUUGAAGACUCAAACUCGUUACCAAAUACUAAUGAGAACAAAGAUGGGUAUUUGGAUGAAAGUAAUGGGAAGUAUAAUUCUUUAAACAAUCAUAAUAGUGAUGUAAAUAAAGACAGCCAGUCAAUAGAAGCAUUCCAUAUGAAUCAAUCGCACAACAUUAAACAAUCCUUUCAAGAUUUGGAAAAGUCAGUUGCCAGAACUACAACAUCCUACGAUGAAAUUAACGACAGGAAAGGCCAACUCAGCAAAGCAGAACAGGCUCAGAAAAUGUGGCAGUAUUUUCUUCAUUUGAUGAAAGAGCGGCAUGAAAAAAAUAUCGAAAAGUUCACUUCUUUGAGUCCAUCGAGCAAGACGUUUACUGAAGGUGAAGCGAAGGCUCGGUGGUUGCAGUACGCAGCGUUUUUAUCAGGAGACUCGCCGAUAAAGAUGCCAGAGUCCGCUCCCAGUAAACAGGUCGAGGCACAGUCGAGGUCGGGCCAGGAAAGCAUUUCAGAUAUACCUUCUGUAGGCUGGAGAAAAUUUAUCCAACGUAUUGAAGCUCUGAGAAUGGACCCAACAUCAAAAAAUCAUUCUGCAGCUCAGUCACAACCAACGUUUCCUGGACAACCACCUCCUUCUGAGGGUGGGUAUGGCGACUGGCCUCCUUACCAGAACACCGCUAGCUACAACAACGCAGCUUCAACUACCUGGGAAAACUAUCCUCAACAACACUACCGAGAGCAGUACCCAUAUACUCAACCUUACACAGAUCCGGCUUCUAGACCACCACCUCGACGACAAGACCCAUACUACGGGCCCCCAGUCAACCAAGCGCAAAGACCUGGCUACGAACAUCAGCCGCAGCCCAGAGGCCUACAGGGCAUGAAUCAAUACAUGCAAUUUGCGAGUCAACGGGGUGACCAAUACGACCCGCAUGGCAGACCGCUGCCUCCAAACGUGUCCAUCAACCGAGCGUACAACGGCGCUGAUAUGGGAUUCCAAAACCCGUACUUUGUUCGUGCUAUGGAUGAAAGUGCAGCAUACAUUAACAACCAGUCUGAUCCGUAUACUGCUAACCGCUCACGGGUCGGUUGGCCUGGGGACCACAGUGAUAAGUUUCACAAUAGGAAAUAUUUCAUGCCUGAUAUGGGUGGCCAGCAAACUUACAUUCCGAGGGACUUCACCGGCCAACCAGGAGACCACAGCGAUAGAAAUUACAAUAGGUCAAAUUUUCGUAAUCCAAAUCUUAACUACCGAGGUGAUACGUUCAGUAAUCAGCCUUUUCCGAGAGCACCUGCGGAUCCUAACAAUAGAUCAAUUAGGAGUUGGCAGAGUGGUACGAGGCCAUUAGCUUCAUCUGGACUUCAAUCGGGACCAUCUAUUCCUACUGGUCCCAGCAAUCAACAAGAAAACUCAUUUGUAACAGAUAAACCAUCAUAUGCUGAUUAUAGCGGUGUUCCCAAGACCGACUCGUCCUGGCCAACAGGACCCUUUGAAAGAAAAUCUGAACAUGUAGAAUCUAGUCAGCCGAACUUCCAUGUUGAGCUGCCCGCAGAAAAUUCAUCAGUUGAUCCUACAAGUGAAGAGGAUUUUUAAAUUAUAUUUAAUUGUGAUUCUCGUGUUUGAUUUUCGUAGCAGGGUCAACCAAUAAAACAUAAAUUCAUUGAGAAAUUAAUGUCACUAUGUGUUAUUAUAAAGGUAUGAGGCCUUUACAGAGCUGUUUUUUUUAGUUCACGCUUAUAUGUGACUGAAAUUAAAACUAUUGUGUAUUGUUUCAUUCCAAACUUUUAUUUAGGUAAUUAAAAUUGUGUGUUAUAAUUA
This is a messenger RNA of Macrosteles quadrilineatus (aster leafhopper), 5853 nucleotides long. RefSeq lists its product as uncharacterized. NCBI's taxonomy places the organism in Eukaryota, Metazoa, Arthropoda, Insecta, Hemiptera, Cicadellidae. The transcript is spliced from 16 exons. Bases 1 to 5628 code for a protein of 1875 amino acids. The record is from RefSeq and is a predicted model, not a curated record.